Molecule: messenger RNA, 1243 nt
Organism: Drosophila novamexicana
Lineage: Eukaryota; Metazoa; Arthropoda; Insecta; Diptera; Drosophilidae
Product: sentrin-specific protease 8-like
Exons: 2
Coding region: 1-822 (273 amino acids)
Biological process (GO): proteolysis
Molecular function (GO): deNEDDylase activity; cysteine-type peptidase activity
Source: RefSeq, a predicted model, not a curated record
AUGCCGCGCAAUGUGCGCCAGAAGAAACGCGCCGAGCGCCGAGUGCAGGCGGCCGCUGCCACGGCUGCCGCUGCCGCCGAUGAGGCGGCCAAUGAGAAUAGCAGCAAGCUGAACAACAACACGGCCAGCUCAAGCAACAGCAGCAGCAGCACAAAUGUUGUGCACAACAAAAAACCGAAAGCAUCCCGUGCCGAUCCAAUUCUGGCAUCGUUGAGCAAAAAUGCGUUACGAAUGAGCGAUGUGCAGCUGUUGCAUGGACCCCACUGGCUAAACGAUGCGAUACUCAAUUUCUAUUUUGCCUAUCUGGAGGAGGUUAAAUACAAAUCGAAUGUUGACUUUCUGUUUGUCACGCCAGAGAUGUCACAGUGCAUGCUCUAUAUGGACGAUAAGGAGCUGCACGGCCUGUUGGUGGCGCAGAAUCAGGCGCUGCGCAAACCUUUCAUAUUUAUGGCAUUGAAUGAUAGCCAUUCGCGCGAUCGGGGCGGGGCACAUUGGUCGCUGGUUGUUGCCUCGCGGCCGGAUAAGAGUUUCUUUCAUUUUGAUUCGUACGGCGGCGGCAAUACGAAUUGCUCCCUGGAGCUGAUCAAUAAUAUCAAGGAUGUGCUCGAUAUGCAGCAUGCUCGCUUCCGGGGCAUGCGCUGCCUGCAGCAGAGCAACGACUACGAUUGCGGCAUUCAUGUCAUUUGCAUGGCCGAUCAGUUGACCGACUAUGUGAAUCGUUAUGAUAGCGUUGAUGGUGUUCAGCCGCUGCAUCAGGAUGUGAUCAAGGCUAAGCGCAAUCAGCUUAUCAAGCUGGUCGCCUCGCUGGGUCAGCAUAUUUGAGGGCAGCAGCAGCAGCAGCAACAACAACAGGGAACACAACAGCAACAACAACAGACAGACAGACAGCAGACAACGCUCACAAUUUGCAACAGAAACGCAUUUUCCCCAGUUUAACGCUCGCUCAUUUGCACUUCGCUCAGCUGCGUUACACUGCGCACUUUACAACACUGGCACACAAGUCACACACAUACACACACGCAGACAGACAAACAGACACACGCUCGCCCUCCUAUCUGAUUCUCUCUCUCUAGCACUCUUUGACAGUCUUGGAAAAUGCGUUUUGUUUGCUCGUUAACACACACAACACACACAACACACACAAACACACACACACAAGCACAAGCAGAGACAAAUGAUAACUGUUUUUAUUGGUGCUGUAUAACUAGAAAUUCAUUUCAUGAUCUCUCAAGCAGACAUUAAA